Molecule: messenger RNA, 1377 nt
Organism: Chinchilla lanigera (long-tailed chinchilla)
Lineage: Eukaryota; Metazoa; Chordata; Mammalia; Rodentia; Chinchillidae
Gene: Ccnyl1
Product: cyclin Y-like 1
Exons: 11
Coding region: 259-1128 (289 amino acids)
Biological process (GO): regulation of cyclin-dependent protein serine/threonine kinase activity; regulation of canonical Wnt signaling pathway
Cellular component (GO): plasma membrane
Molecular function (GO): protein kinase binding; cyclin-dependent protein serine/threonine kinase activator activity
Source: RefSeq, a predicted model, not a curated record
GCGUGGAGGGAAGCCUGGUUAAGAUUGGCUAAUGCUGUCCACGUGAUCUCAGGCCGUGAUCCGGUUGGCAGUGCCAGCCCUAAGCUGGGCGGGCGCAAGGGGCCGGCCGAGACCAACUAUGAGUCUGAGACCUGCGAGGCGGCGGCCGGCGACGCGGUGGCGGUGGGGGGAGCGCCGGCGCCUGCGGCCGUGGAGACCUCGGAGUUGGAUCUCGGCGCCGGCGAGGGCCACCACUUGCAGCACAUCAGCGACCGGGAGAUGCCCGAAGAUUUAGCUUUGGAAUCAAACCCUUCCGACCAUCCAAGGGCAAGCACAAUUUUCCUGAGCAAAUCUCAAACGGAUGUGCGUGAAAAGCGGAAGAGCAACCAUUUAAACCAUGUAUCUCCAGGGCAGCUUACUAAAAAGUAUAGCUCAUGCUCAACAAUAUUUCUAGAUGACAGCACAGUCAGCCAGCCUAAUCUUAGAACCACAAUAAAAUGUGUGACCUUAGCAAUAUAUUACCACAUAAAGAACAGAGAUGCAAAUAGAUCACUGGAUAUUUUUGAUGAGCGGUCACAUCCACUCACACGAGAGAAGGUUCCAGAGGAGUACUUUAAACAUGACCCUGAACACAAAUUUAUUUACAGAUUUGUUCGUACUCUCUUUAGUGCUGCACAGCUGACAGCUGAAUGUGCAAUAGUAACUUUGGUUUACUUAGAAAGGCUUUUAACUUAUGCUGAGAUCGACAUUUGUCCCACUAACUGGAAAAGAAUUGUUUUGGGAGCCAUUCUUCUUGCCUCCAAGGUUUGGGACGAUCAGGCUGUAUGGAAUGUGGACUACUGCCAGAUCCUCAAGGACAUUACAGUUGAGGACAUGAAUGAGAUGGAAAGGCAUUUCUUGGAGUUACUCCAGUUCAAUAUUAAUGUUCCUGCUAGUGUUUAUGCCAAAUACUACUUCGACCUGCGCUCCUUAGCAGAUGACAACAACGUCAACUUUCUGUUCGCUCCUCUCAGCAAAGAGAGAGCGCAGAACCUAGAGGCCAUUUCAAGAUUGUGUGAAGACAAAGACUUGUGUAAAGCUGCGAUACGAAGAUCUUUGAGUGCUGACAAUUUCAUUGGUAUCCAGCGUUCUAAUGCCAUCCUCUCGUAAGAGAGAGAAAUGAGGGCUAAUACAGUCAUGAACCCCUCAUCCGCAAAGACUGGAGAAAUACCACCUCUCCUGCUCAGAAACCAGCAAAGUUAGUAUUUUCACCGAAAGGAAAGACCUUGCAUCAAGAGGCUCCUGGACAGUGACAGCUGCACUCCAUAGAAAGAAUGAGCAACAACGCACCUUCUGUCCUUUUUAAUGUAAACAGUUAAAAAAUGACUCCAAAGUAAAAGCUCCCAACCCACACAGAAA